Trichoderma virens Gv29-8 is the source of this 564-nucleotide messenger RNA. RefSeq lists its product as uncharacterized. The transcript is spliced from 2 exons. The coding region runs from base 1 to 564 and encodes 187 amino acids. The record is from RefSeq and is a predicted model, not a curated record. NCBI's taxonomy places the organism in Eukaryota, Fungi, Ascomycota, Sordariomycetes, Hypocreales, Hypocreaceae.
AUGUCUUCUCAACACAAGAAGGCGGCAACCGGCUCGCGCUUCGUGUUGCCUGCUCUGAACCUGAAUUUUGGCAGUAUUACCGAUGGCACCGACAUCCCUCCACCUCCGGAGUCUCCGAUUGAGCCGAAUACACCCUCCAAAACGUCCAAAGGCAGCAACGAGAGCACCGAGACCAAUGACAAAACUGCGACGGCGUACGAGAACAAAGUUGGUGUGAGAAGCGUUGCUGAAAACGCGCCGCCUAGUCCUGCCGCGUCUGGUCGACAGGAUAGCAUCACUCAAGAGAGCGGACGUAGCAUCGUCAAUGCGUAUCGCCCGGCCAGUCAGAGCGGCUCCAGCGCCGUUGACUCUGAGAAAACGAGGCGCGCGAGCGGCUGGUUCAAGCGUCUAAGAUCGGGAGACAACCAGUCGAGGAGACGAUCGAGUCUCCUCGGCCUCGAACAACAUAUACCAGCGGCAGCCAAAUUGACUUCUGAUAAACCACCUCCUAAGAUUCCCCAACUUGUACAUCUCGAGAGCGACAAAGGCACCUUUGGAUCAAAUUUAUUCGAUCACAUUAAAUAA